AUGACAACCAGUGAGCUGCAGGCGGAGAUCGAGACCACCAAACAGAGGCUGCAGGCAGCCAGAACGCGGUCUCUGGAAAUUUGCGAAGAGAUUGAGGCCGCUACGGUGCGGCAGCGGUUGCGACGGGAGCUGGAAGAGCUCAAGGUGGAGCUGGACCAACAGCAAACGGUAAACGUUGCUGACGAAGAUUACAAACGAAGUAUCGACGCGGACGAUUGUGGAAUGUUUGUGGAUUCGGCAGCAAAAAGUCAGCCGGUCUGGGCUCACCGCAAGAACGGUGUUGCGCGUGAUGCCUGCACGAAUUUUGGCCACCAAAUCUUGAAAGGAGAGUUUACAUGGAAGCUUCUUCCGAUGUCUUGGCUUCAAACAGCGCUUCGCCAUGAAGGGAAAAAGGUUGCAAAGUCCGACAUCUUUUCCCUGGGCGAGUUCGUGUUCUCCUUUGUCUACAGUCCCUCAGCAGGCCCCGUCAUAAUGACAACCGCCUGUGGCGAGAGACCCUGCGGCUCCCUUGCCAUAGUAGCAUAUGGCUGUGCAGAGCCCAUCGCACUGCGCUACAGCAUUUAUGCCAAGAGGAGCACAGGUGACUUCGUCCAGUGGGGUGCUACACAGGAUGAGAUCCACCACUCGGCGAAUGAAGUCAAAGCCUAUGGCCCGGAUGUGCAUCCGGAACCUCAUCCGGAGGGAUCACCCCCCCAGGAGAUCGGCGUCUUUGGCCUGACUCAUGAGCAGCUUCUGCAAUCAGAGUUGGUGCAGGACGACACUUUGAGGGUGAAGCUGGUUUUGGAAGUCCGUGAAUUGGGAAUCCAAGUUACGUCCCAGCGGUCUGAGAGAGAGGCGGUGGACGUUCCAAACCCGACCCUGCAUCGUGACGUGCAAGCUUUGUUCGAGGAAGCUACCUCGGGUGAUGUGCAGUUCAGGCUGCAGGAUGAGGUGAUUCACGCGCACUCGCAAGUUCUGUGCGCCAGAUCGGAGGUGCUCAAGAAGCUACUGAACUCCGGCAUGCAGGAGUCCACUUCCAAGGUAAUCAUGGUUGAAGACUGCACCGCGGACGCUUUCAAGGCCUUCUUAACGUUCCUCUACACGGACAACUUUCCCUUUGUUGAGGGCCCUGCAGCAAAGCAAUCAAGAACAGACGGGAGUCUGCCUCUGCCACAGAUGGAGGCAUUGUGGGCCGUCAGUCACAAGUACCAGGUAGAGCGGCUCCAGCGGUGGUGUGAAGCGCAGCUUUGCAAACAGCUCAGCGCAGAGCGGGUCUGCGACAUACUUCGCCAGGCACAUGUCUUCGAGGCCACACAGCUCGAGAAGGCUUGCCUGUCCUACAUCAAAGAGAACUGUGAGCAGGUCCUCAGACUUCAGGCCUACAGUAGUCUUAUGAGCAAAUGGCCUGAAGUUGCGUUGAAGAUUCACCUCUUCACGGCCGGUGUGUCAGAAAGCCAGGCAGCUGCCAUCGUGCAGGCCCGCAAGGUUCGAAGGUUAAAUGAUGGGGCCGAAAGGACUUCAUAG
Symbiodinium sp. CCMP2592 is the source of this 1503-nucleotide messenger RNA. NCBI's taxonomy places the organism in Eukaryota, Dinophyceae, Suessiales, Symbiodiniaceae. The record is from the annotation of a GenBank genome assembly.